Drosophila kikkawai is the source of this 4043-nucleotide messenger RNA. RefSeq lists its product as uncharacterized. The record is from RefSeq and is a predicted model, not a curated record. Lineage: Eukaryota; Metazoa; Arthropoda; Insecta; Diptera; Drosophilidae.
CUUGCCACCGUCGCAGCCAGGCAAUGGGAAUGGAAUCGAACCGAACCGAAAGUGAACUGAACUAAAGGAAUUUUUCGUAGAGCCUGGUGAGUGUUGCCAACCGUGGAAUGUGUCCGUGUUCUGGCUCGCAACGAGUUUAUAAUGUUCAAAAGAAGACUCUUUGAGAGCUCUCCAGCCUACAAACAUGCCUAAAAGUCUGAAAAAUCGGAAGAACCAUAAAAAAACCCAAAGAAAAUACCUAAAAUAUGUACAUGGCCAUUGGACUGAAAGUGUGCUGGAAUCUAUAAAUACACCUGAGAGAGGUAACUAGACCAAGUCACGACAGUUGGCUCCAAGUGCAUGUCGGGUCCUCAUUUCGCCUUGCCUUGGUCUGGUCUAGUUCUGGUUUUCUCCACGUCGGAGCAGGAGGUGCUGGAGGAGCUGUAGGAGCCGUAGGAGAAGGAAGAAGAAGGCGCAUGCAAGCCUUGGCUAGCUGAAAAUUAUUGUAUUGUAAUUUCAGUAUACGCAGCACGCCCGCCACUGCGCAUGUCCCCAAGAAGCCCAGUCUCGCUCCGCCACUCGCACCUCCCUCCCAAUCGAGGUUAGGGGAGAAAUAAAAAGGAGAAAAAAAAAAGGAGGAGCAGCAACAGCAACAGCAGGUGACACCUGCAGCAGCCAAGACACCUUCCAGAAGCAGACACAACCAGGAGAGAGCAGCUUCUAGGUGACACCAUGGCGGCCGUGGUCCAUGGCUGCAGCAGUCCGCGACAGCGCUCCUGCAAUGGUAGCAGCUCUCCGGGUGGCCACCAUGGGUCCACGCCCUCCUCCGCCUACCCCACGAUGCCCAAGUACUCGCGUACUUCCAGCCAGACGCUGUACGCCACCAGCCAGCAGAUCUUUGGCGGUGGUGGCAGUGGCCUAGCAGAUGCGGGCUAUGGUUACAUGUCCUCUACGGGCCAGCGGCCGCUCUCUGCCUCUGCCUUGCCCGAGUCUGGGAGCAGGAACUACUGGGGUCACCACAACGCCUUCUAUCACACGGGCAGCAGGCACUACAGCAAACGCAAGUCCGCCGUGGAACUGCUGGCCGAGUCCAAGCCAUUUUAUAUCAAGUCCGAGGCGGUUUUUGAGAGGCUGCAGCAGGCCAGCUACAGGAAUGGGUCAGGCAACAAUGGAGCCACCGGCAAGAGAGGCCGCCGACCAGAUGAGUCCCAUGGCCACCACUAUGGUGUGCAGCCGUACGACGAUCUGGAGGAUAGACGUUACAUGAGCCUCAAUCUCAGCCGGCAGCAGCACCAGCAGCAGCAAGUUGUGCAGCAGGCGCAGCAGCAGCAGCAACAGCAGCAGCAGUACCUGCACAACCACCACCCCCAUCCCCACCAGCACCAGCACCAUCCGCACCGUCACAGCCAGGGCCAAGGCCAAGGCCAGGGUCAAGGACGAACUUCGGGUGUUGCCGGAGGAGCAGCCGUUAAUAACAAUCUCCUGCAGCACAAGCUGCGCAUGCUGCUUGGCUCGGAGGCUGGCAAGGAGCGGACACCUGGCGGCGGAACCUUGCGACGCCACGAACUGAGCGACGGCAGUGCCGAGCUACUGCCCACGGAUUACGGCGAGGAAGAGUCCGGACAGGCGGGUGCCCUAAGGAUACCACCGCCGCUUUACCUCCCAGCCCACGGAUUCGGGCGGGAGGGAGAGGAGCCACUGGUCCUCACCGAGAACUAUCGACCAAUCAGCCCGCCCGCGGAAUACGCCGCCAAGUCGGGACAGGCGCACAACGAUCGCUACAGGUACAACUACCAGCGAUCGUACUCACACUCUCACGAGGUGGCCAAUUCUGGGGAGGAGCGGGCUCCCUAUCCCGCCGGCGACUUCAAUAUCAAUAGCCACAAGUCGCUGCCGGAUCUGCACACCCAGAUCAGCCGCCAUUCGCCGCACAGUGAGAUCCUGAGCUGCUGCAGCCGUGGCAAUCGAUCGAUCAAGUCUGCUGGCGAGUCCUCGAUCAACAGGGACUCUGGAGGCAGCUCCGGGCACUACACGCACCGGAGCGAACCCUGCUACAAGCGGGAGCGGCAGCGGGAUGUGCCAGGCAGCGGCGGUGCUGCAACGAGCGGAACAAUCAAGAACUGCUGCACACUGGUGGCGGCCACUCGACGGGACAGCGGCUCCUCCACGCAGCACAGCGCCAACUCUUACUGUGGAUAUGUCACCCCGGCUGGGGACUACUCUGGCCUGAGUGGACGGAACACGGAGUGCCUGGACUGCCGCUGCAAGCAGGAUACGGGCGGUGGUAUGGGCUCCGACUACUUGCUCAACUUUACGCCCACGCCGGAGGUGCCGGAAGCUUUUCAGGAUGACUAUACCCCGACACCGCCAUCGCCGCGGCUCAAGACCCAGACGCCGCGCUACUCGAGCUCCUCCAGCCAGCAGAUGCACACCAGCUCGCAGGGCUACACGAGCAUCAAUCACUCGCAGAGCUCGUUGGUCCAGAGCCCGGGCUCGGCGCCAUCCGUGGAUGACAUUAGUCCGCCGCCCAUACAGUUCAAGAGGCAGCGGUGCAUCCGCUUCAAGAACAGGAAUCGACUGCCAGUGCAAGGAGAGAUGGGCGGACCUCCAGGACCUGGGGUCGGCGUGGGAGCAGCCGGCGUUUUGGCCGCCUACAAGCAGCAUCGGGGCAGCGUGGACCACGAGAACGUAUUCUUUCCGAAGGGCUUCUCCGCCGAGGGCUAUCACAACAGCCUGGACAUGGAGCGGGAGGCUCUAAAUGCCAGCAUUUCGGAGCUAGAGAAAUUCUUCGAUCGGCUGGGCCUCAACGACGAGGCCUUCCACGAGAUCUACAGCCAGCCGCGAAGGCAUCACUCGGAGACGGACGACGCCUCGGAUGACUCCAGCACCGUGUUCUUCUCGGAUGUGAGCACUGUGGACUCGAUGCGGCUACCGGACAGCACGGAGACUCAGCCGCAGGCCACGCAAGCCUAUCGGCCCUCGGAGCCGCCAUCGAUAGUGGAGAGGAAUGCCAGAAUCAUCAAGUGGCUGUGCAAUUGCAAGAAGAUGCAGUGCACCUGAGGAUCACCGGGGCAGUGCAGCUGCGGAUUUGGGCGCUGAGCUGUCCGUCUGUCUCUCCACUGAUCGAACUUUCAAUCUUAGCAAAGCCCCCCUGCGGAUUAAAGCAUAAAUAAACCCUGAAGGCAGGGGCUGAAUUAUCCUCUUCAAGGACGAAAAGUAAUCUUUGGCCAAAUCUUCUCUGGUUUCUAUAUACCAUAAGAGCUUUCCCUUUGCACAAAGUUUAAAGUUACAAAGAUUGGUAUAAACCCCAAAAAAAUAGUUGACAUAUCCUUAACAGCUACAAAGAGGAUCCUUUAAAUUGUGCAAUUUUAAAGUAAAAAAUAAUCUAAAGAGCAAAGAAAUCAGCCAUAUUAGUUUAAAAUAUGUAUAAACCAUAUAUAGAACCCGUAGUUAAUCACAUAUCUGAUUUCUAUAUCAAACCAAGUGAAUUUAAAGCUUCAAAAAUAAUAUUUUCCGCCUGCACAAAUCUUAAAAAAAAUAUAUUUAACUCGAAAAAGAGUUGAUUUCUUAAAGUUUUUCAAGCAACCAAAGAUUACCUUUCGCUCCGAGUCCAGCUCAGCCACCUGCAAUCCUCACAAAUACACUGCUCAAAAGUCAAGUUAAGUCAGUUGAAAUGUUUCGAGCAUGAUUAGCAUCUCUCACCUGUAAACCUGUGUCAGCCUGUACAAUGGAAUUAGGAAUUACGAGUCAAGAUUAUGGAUGUGCGUUUCUCCUCCUUUGCUGCACGGCCGUUCGCCGUUCGCAGAUCAAUUACACCAUUGAUAUUUGUAUUGCUAAAGGUAAAUGAUAUUGUCUAACGUAUACUAAUAAUAAUCAACUAGCAAGCGAUCGUUCAUAUUACUCUUAUACACCAGCGGUAUUAUUAGAUGAAUUAUUGUACAAUUAGCUCUCGUAACUUAAAUAUAUAUACACAUAUAUAUACUAUAUACAUAUACGACUAGUUGCCAAACAGACGGAAAGUACACGAAACCACUAAAAACCACAAAUUGAAAUUGAAAAUGAAC